Molecule: messenger RNA, 1194 nt
Organism: Cyclopterus lumpus (lumpfish)
Lineage: Eukaryota; Metazoa; Chordata; Actinopteri; Perciformes; Cyclopteridae
Gene: vsx2
Product: visual system homeobox 2
Exons: 5
Coding region: 1-1194 (397 amino acids)
Biological process (GO): regulation of transcription by RNA polymerase II
Cellular component (GO): nucleus
Molecular function (GO): sequence-specific double-stranded DNA binding; DNA-binding transcription factor activity, RNA polymerase II-specific
Source: RefSeq, a predicted model, not a curated record
AUGACGGGGAAACAAGGCGCCGUGCUGUCGGAAAGUUUACAUUUAUCGGAGAAAAGCUCUCCGGGUGCAAAUGGAGGGAGUAACAACCACCAGCCGAAAAGCAGCGCGACCCAUCCGCCGUCCAGGUGCACCGGCUUUGGCAUCCAGGAGAUACUGGGGCUGAAUAAGGAGCCGUCCGCGGCGCCGAGGAGCCCGCUGAGCUCGCUGCCGACCGCGGCGCACCUGAUCGCCGCUCGGUCCUUCCUGGGCCCCGCCGGCAUGGGUGUGGGUGUCGGGAUGGGAUUAAUCGACCCUUGUAGAAUACCGUCGUUUUACAGACAACCAGUGUUUUUGGAGUCUGUGCUCUCGAACGCACGAGACGUUCACCUGCAGCCUCACAGCAGGUCCGUCGGGCCGCUGGACAUCAGCCAGUCCGCCAGCUCAGACUCAGAUGAUUUGUCUUCAAAUGAAAGAAAACUCUCAAAGUCAUCAGUGAGUCAAAGCAAGAAACGGAAGAAAAGACGCCACCGGACGAUAUUCACCUCAUAUCAGUUGGAGGAGCUGGAAAAGGCCUUUAAUGAAGCGCACUACCCGGAUGUUUAUGCCCGAGAGAUGUUGGCCAUGAAAACAGAGCUACCUGAAGACCGAAUACAGGUGUGGUUUCAGAACCGCAGAGCCAAGUGGAGGAAGAGGGAGAAAUGCUGGGGCCGCAGCACAGUGAUGGCCGAGUAUGGGCUGUAUGGAGCCAUGGUGAGGCACUCUAUCCCCCUGCCAGAGUCUAUCCUCAAGUCUGCCAAGGACGGCAUCAUGGAGUCCUGCGCCCCCUGGCUGCUCGUCCAAGAUGGCUUACCAAUCAACAGACGCUAUUCUAAAUCUGAAUACCCGCAACUCUUUGCAGGGAUGCACAAAAAGUCCACAGAGGCGGCGGUCCCCCCAGCAACAGGGCAGUGUGAUGCGGCCCAGCAGCCGAGCUCUCAGAGGGCGGAAGAAGCCGAGGCGGAGGAGAAGAGGUCAGAGGGCAAGUCCACCAUUUCUAAAGAGGAACUGAGAGAGAACAGCAUUGCUGCACUCAGGGCCAAGGCACAGGAGCACAGUGCCAAAGUGCUGGGGACGGUUUCUCAGGACAGACUGCCGGAGGGCCACCAGGAGAGACCGGCGGCCGAGGAGAAAGCCGCUGAUCCCCUGAGUCCUGCAGAGGAAGAGAAAAGUCCCUAG